Messenger RNA from Esox lucius (northern pike), 1193 nucleotides. RefSeq names its product endothelial cell-specific molecule 1 (gene esm1). Gene Ontology annotation, cellular component: extracellular region. NCBI's taxonomy places the organism in Eukaryota, Metazoa, Chordata, Actinopteri, Esociformes, Esocidae. The transcript is spliced from 3 exons. Bases 85 to 624 code for a protein of 179 amino acids. The record is from RefSeq and is a predicted model, not a curated record.
GAUCAAGUCACUUCAUCCAAGCAGCGCCUUCGUCUGCCUAGAAAAGAUUAUUCACAACAUUCAAGGCGUUUCUUUAAUCAAAAAAUGAAUUUAGUCAUUUUCACAGUAUUGUCUUCAAUGAUAGUGCAUAAUGUUAACGCUUGGGGAACAAGUGUCAAGUACGCAGUGAACUGCCCGGAACGAUGCAAUUUAGACCUGUGCGGUGGGACGCUGCGCUGCAGACGGACAGUGCUGGAUGACUGCGGUUGUUGCCAGGUCUGUGCGGCUGACCGAGGGGAGCAUUGCUACCGCACUGUGUCUGGGAUGCACGGAGUCAAGUGCGGACCAGGAUUAUUCUGCGAGUUCUACAAAGAUGAGGACGAUUAUGGAGAUGAAUAUGGCAUUUGCAAAGAUUGUAUGUAUGGAACAUAUGGGAUAGAGUGUCGUAAAACAUGCAAUUGCAAAGCUGGAGGCAUCUGUGACAGAGAGACAGGAGUGUGUCUCACUUUCAAAUUCUUCACAAAAAUGGCCAGCAAAUUGAAGACACAACAGACACAUGAAGGUGAUGAACUGGGUUCUGGAGAUGACAGCACCGGUUUGAAUCGCGAAAGAUCAUCUUCUCCAAAAUGGUUACCUCCUCGUUGAGAUUGACAAGCACUGUCCAGACUUAGUUUAAUCUGUGUAAAUGUAGCAUUGUAGUAAAUUAAAUAAUUGAAGAUAUUAUAUUUUAUUAUGUAUUAAUUGAAUGUUUGAACAUUUCUGUUUUGGUCUUUCUGUUUUGUGCCUCAUCAUGUCAAAAUUGUUAUUAAGAUAUCUCACAUUUUUCUUGAUUAUGAGCAAGCUAUAUUGCCAUGAGUUGGUGUUUGUGUUUGAUAAUUAAAACAAAUUGGUAAAAUCAAAACUGACAGCUAAGUGGAAGUUUGGUAUGCCUUGUAGUACAGCUGCAUCAUUGCAACCACUGUGUUUGAAUCUUUGGUGUAACAUACCAACAGUGACCAGGGGUCCUGCAGAAGGAAGUACAAAUGGUCUCAUUUUCAGCUUGUGAGAUAUGAUACCCCGCAUCUGAUUUCUUUCCCAGGUGCAGAAAAGUAACCACAGCUAUCUGUACUUUCAAUAUUGCUUGUUUGCCAGUUUGUUAUUGAGAAUCUAUUAUGUUAUGAAUCUGUGUCCCUAUGGAAUAAAAUGCGUAUGAUAUCACCUGCCAAUUGUUAAAC